This is a messenger RNA of Hemibagrus wyckioides, 2348 nucleotides long. RefSeq names its product MAGUK p55 scaffold protein 1 (gene mpp1). Gene Ontology annotation, molecular function: signaling receptor binding. The transcript is spliced from 12 exons. Gene Ontology annotation, cellular component: cell-cell junction; plasma membrane. Lineage: Eukaryota; Metazoa; Chordata; Actinopteri; Siluriformes; Bagridae. The record is from RefSeq and is a predicted model, not a curated record. Bases 406 to 1815 code for a protein of 469 amino acids.
UCAGCUGUAUUAUGGGGAAGAGAAAGGAGGAAAGACAAGAACUGAGGCCAUGGAGAAUGACGCAGAUGAUCCUCUGCCGGUUUCGCCCCCAUUGAUUUUGUCAUCAAAACGUAGCUGCUGUCUUUAUGUCUGAAGGAAACCGAAGCCAACCCCCCUCCUCACACACAGAUAAACACACACACAGAUGUGUAUUGGCUUUGCUUUGUCAGCCCACAGAGAGAUCUGCUCGGAUCUGUUCCGAACUUCGGACUUCGUGCCGGCACUUGAACUUUAUUUUACACUCUCGGCUUCUUUAUCGCUUCCUCUCUUUUCUUUGGCUCUGUUUGAGGAAGGACCGGUGAGCUCCUUCUUCUUGCACUUGUCUCCCUGCAGUGCGGUCCACACCAUCGACUAAAGAGCAACACAAUGACAUUAAAAUCCAAUAAAAACGAGCCUGCAGCGGUGUUGGAGAGGGUGAACAGCGCGCGCACGGCCCUGUCAGACCUGUACCUGGAGCAGCUGCUGCAAAACAAGCCCAAGACUGACCAGGCAGCCAUGCAGACAUUUGAAGCAAAGGAGCAGGAUACGGUAUACGCUAACGGCAGCGCCGGACACAUGAACGGCAAAGAAGUGACUAAGAUGCGCGAAGUGGCCUUCAAGAAGCAUCCGUCAGAACCACUGGGUGUGACCCUCAAACUAAACGAGAAACAGAAGUGUAUGGUGGCGAGAAUAUUACACGGAGGGAUGAUCCACAGGCAAGGUUCCUUACACGAAGGAGAUGAAAUCGCUGAGAUUAACGGUAAAAGUGUUGCGAAUCAGAGUGUGGACCAACUGCAGAAGAUUCUGAAAGAUACAGACGGCACCGUCACUUUAAAAAUCAUCCCCAAUCAGCAGAGUCGCUCCAUGGUCUGUGAGAUGUACAUGAGAGCUCAGUUCGACUACGAUCCCGCCAAGGACGAGCUCAUCCCGUGCAAAGAGGCUGGCCUUAAAUUUAAAACCGGUGACAUUAUCCAGAUCAUCAACAAGAAGGAUCCAAACUGGUGGCAGGGCAGACUGGACAAUUCAGGCAAAGACUUUGCAGGACUCAUACCGUCCCCGGAACUUCAGGAAUGGCGUGCCGCUAGCAAAAGUAAGAGCAGUGCUGAGGCCAGUCAGUCGUGUAGUCCUUUCGGCAAAAAGAAGAAAUGCAAAGACAAGUACCUGGCAAAACACAGUUCUAUCUUCGAUCAGCUUGAUGUCAUUUCUUAUGAAGAGGUUGUGAAGCUUCCUGCAUUCAACCGCAAAACCCUGGUACUCAUCGGUGCGCCUGGUGUGGGAAGGAGCCAUAUAAAAAGUUCGCUGCUCAGCAAAUACCCAGAAAAGUUCGCCUACCCUGCACCUCACACAACCAGACCUCAGAGGAAGGAUGAAGAAAACGGACAGGAAUAUUAUUUCAUCUCCAAUGACGAGAUGACCAAGUGCAUUGUGGGGAACGAGUUCCUGGAGUACGGAAGCUUUCAGGGCAGCAUGUUCGGCACCAAGAUCGAAACCAUCCAGAAGAUUCACGAGCAAGAUAAGAUCGCGCUGCUGGAUGUAGAGCCUCAGACACUGAAACUCCUCAGAACAGCCGAGUUCGCGCCCCUGGUCAUGUUCAUCGCACCAACCAACUCAGGCAACCAGUCAGAAACACUGCAAGCCAUCCAGAAGGAAUCGGACACCAUCUUCAGCAUCUACCGCCAUUUCUUCGACGUGAUCCUGGUCAACAACGACGUGGAUGAGAGUGUGAAAGGUGUGGAAGAAGCUUUGGAGAGAGCCUCCUCCAGCCCACAGUGGGUUCCUGUGUCCUGGGUCUACUGAUCCUGAUCAGAUCCCUCAACUAAUUCCUCCUUCAGGAUCCUCCUUCCUGUCCAAUCAAAAAAAAAAAAAAAAAAAGAUCCCUCGCUAUAAAUCAGGUGCAAGACCAAGUCUGGAGAUGAAGCUCAAGUUCUCUCAGUCAGUCACGUGCUAGCUGCUGGGUAAAAUGUGAUUUAAACAGUCUGUUUUAUAAAGCAAUAAGUUUUAUUAGAUUUUUUCCUUUUCCCUUGAAUCAGAUAAGAGUUCUAAAAAAAAAUACUGACGCUAAACAUCAGGUCGGUGGUGUAGGAUUAAACGAUGCAAAAAAAAGGACCACUACUGUGAUCAACACCACUCUGUCCGAGCGUCAACGUGGUUCAGUGUUCUGUUGUGUUAGUGUAAUAAAAACACAGAAACCCAAGUUUACAGCUGCUGUACUAAAAAUAAAACCAAACAGGGAAGUGAUAUGUCAGUGUCUGUCGUUCUGGAUGUAGCUCACGAAUAAGUGUUGCACUUUUCUGAAAAUUAACUGAAUAAAAAAUAUCCAACUCUGGCAA